AUGAGAAACAGAGGACAAAACCAGAACAAGUUCUUGAGAAUUAUCUCAACACCUCUUAGAGCCUUAGGCAAGGCACGUGAUUUCUACGUGAGAAGUAUCACGGGCUGCGCAUCUCGGACUCAGUAUUCCUCCUCCGCCCCUUUUCCAAGAAGCCGGAGCUCCUCCUCCGCCGCCUUCUCCUCAUCAGCAUCUUCCCGGAGAACCACCGAUUUUGGGAUUGACGACGAUUAUAGCGAGCUAGUGAGAGCUGCCUCGGUUAGGAGUCUAGGGCACAAGAAUGAGAUCGACAUGUUUAUGCAAGAGAAGCUGCAACAGCAGAAGAAGCAGAAGCAAGGAGGGUUGCCGAAGAGCUCGAGCGUAGGUAUGGCGAGGAUAGAGGAAGAGGAAGAAGCAGAGGAAGGAUCCGUAAACCCGAAGAUGAAGAAGACCAAGAAAGUCUCUGAUCUCUUGUAUCCUCGCAGCAAAUCAUAUGCUGUUACUGGUAGCCCUAAACUGUAG
Microthlaspi erraticum is the source of this 498-nucleotide messenger RNA. NCBI's taxonomy places the organism in Eukaryota, Viridiplantae, Streptophyta, Magnoliopsida, Brassicales, Brassicaceae. The record is from the annotation of a GenBank genome assembly.